Molecule: messenger RNA, 1041 nt
Organism: Sphenostylis stenocarpa
Lineage: Eukaryota; Viridiplantae; Streptophyta; Magnoliopsida; Fabales; Fabaceae
Source: the annotation of a GenBank genome assembly
AUGUCAAACUUCCAAUUGGGUGUGAUUGGUGCAUUAUUUCUCUCGGUGGCUUCUUCUGUCUCCAUUGUCAUCUGCAACAAAGCCUUGAUGAGCAAUCUUGGCUUCCCUUUUGCCACAACACUUACUAGUUGGCAUCUGAUGGUCACAUUUUGCACCCUUCAUGCGGCUCAACGCUUGAAUCUGUUCGUGACCAAAUCCAUUGACUUCAAAACUGUCAUGCUUUUUGGUAUUCUGAAUGGUGUCUCCAUUGGAUUUCUCAACUUGAGUCUUGGCUUUAAUUCCAUUGGAUUCUACCAGAUGACAAAACUUGCGAUCAUACCAUUCACUGUGUUAUUAGAAACUAUUUUCCUAAAGAAGCAGUUCAGCUCUAAAAUAAAAUUCUCUUUAUUCCUGUUACUUGUGGGAGUUGGCAUUGCCUCUAUCACAGACCUUCAGCUCAAUUUUAUGGGAACUGUUCUGUCACUUCUAGCAAUCAUAACGACUUGUGUUGGCCAAAUUCUAACCAACACAAUACAAAAGAAGCUUAAUGUCUCUUCCACACAGCUGCUCUACCAAUCUGCUCCAUUCCAAGCAGCAAUUCUCUUUGUUUCAGGCCCUGUUGUGGAUCAGAUGCUCACCAAGCAAAAUGUUUUUGCCUACAAAUAUUCUCCUGUGGUUUUGGCAUUCAUCAUCUUGUCUUGCUUGAUAGCUGUUUCUGUGAACUUCAGCACAUUUCUGGUCAUAGGCAAAACAUCUCCUGUAACUUAUCAAGUCCUAGGGCACCUCAAGACUUGCCUUGUUCUAGGAUUUGGGUACACAUUACUGCAUGAUCCUUUCACCGGAAGAAACAUUCUUGGAAUACUCGUUGCCGUUUUUGGCAUGGGCUUGUACUCUUAUUUCUGCACUGAGGACAACAAAAAGAAACAGUUAGCCAGUGACCUCCCAUUGGCCUCCCAGGUGAAAGACAAAGAUACUGCACCACUUUUAGCCGGAAAAAACGUGGGUAACCAGAACGAGGAAAAUCAUGAGGCUAAGAAAUUAAGCAAGGAUUCUGUUAUUUGA